This is a messenger RNA of Opisthorchis viverrini, 1169 nucleotides long. RefSeq lists its product as hypothetical. The coding region runs from base 1 to 870 and encodes 289 amino acids. The transcript has 6 exons. The record is from RefSeq and is a predicted model, not a curated record. NCBI's taxonomy places the organism in Eukaryota, Metazoa, Platyhelminthes, Trematoda, Opisthorchiida, Opisthorchiidae. Gene Ontology annotation, molecular function: magnesium ion binding; 5'-nucleotidase activity. Gene Ontology annotation, cellular component: cytoplasm.
AUGGGUGAACAAUACCAAAUGAACACGUUCUUCAUGGAUAAGCUCUUAUGUGUACUGGAAAUGAAACCAGCGGCGAGCCCCUUGCAUCAGACAAUACAGUCGAGCUGCAUCAAAUCUACUACCACCGGAUCUACCGAUUCGAAUGCAGUUCGGGACGGCGUACGUGAAUUAGUAAAUCAACUGUUGAGCUCUAAGCGUACACCAAAUGGAUAUCCUGCCGUUGUUGUUGAUCAGCCGUGUUUACUUGAAAGAAAACUGAAUGCUUUAUUAGAUCGUGGCAUUGGUGCAUUUCAGUGGGAAGACACAUUGGAAUUCUACCUCCCUAUUGAACGCGAUCUAAAUAUGCCAGACGUGAAGAAGGCACCGCAUAUGGUGGAAUUUUGGAAUAAGGCUCAUGAUCUCCUGGUCCAAGCCAAUUUGCACCAAUCUUUAAUGAAGUCUGUGAUGCGGGACUCUAAAAUCGUCCUCAGAGAACAUGUGCACACUUUUCUUCACUUACUACGGAAACACGGAGUGCCUGUACUGGUCUUUUCGGCUGGGAUUGGUGAUAUUAUUGAAACCGUACUGGAACAAGAGGACCUCUGUUCAGACAAUCUUCGAGUCCUUUCAAAUUUUAUGGAUUUCGAUUCCGAGGGCAAUCUGACGGGUUUUCGGAGUCCACUUGUUCAUAUGUUGAACAAAACCAUACGCGAUUUACCAGAGUUACAGGAACUAUGCAGUUUUCCUGAUGCGUCUACGUUGCUACUACUGGGCGACUCGGUUGCAGAUACAAGAAUGGUUGAUGAACAGCACGUGCCGUCCGAAGUUACCUUGAAGAUCGGUUUUCUCAACGAACCCGUACGUGGUCCUUUGGUGUCAAACCUUUUUUGAGUAACCCUGGCUCCCCCUAGGUGUUGAAGUUUUGCCAAACUAUCUUUCCCCCAAUCAAUGGAGGCUGUAGAGGAACAAUAGAGUGUAGUGGGGCGGCGGCGAUGGUCAACAGGGGCGUAUUCAUUGUUGUGGCUAUUUGUGAUCGGUUCUUAGAAUACCACUACACGUUGUCACACAAGCCACAUGCUUGCUUACACAAACAUGAAUGACUUAACCUAUCCGCUGACAGUGCCUGGUACUUUCGUGUGCUACUCAGCGCGCCCAGCUUCUACUCCAACCGCGGUAGGCUUGCUUAUUUC